Molecule: messenger RNA, 566 nt
Organism: Carya illinoinensis
Lineage: Eukaryota; Viridiplantae; Streptophyta; Magnoliopsida; Fagales; Juglandaceae
Exons: 2
Coding region: 15-446 (143 amino acids)
Source: RefSeq, a predicted model, not a curated record
UGAAAAGGGAAAAAAUGUGGACGGUGUAUACAUCAAUAAAGGAUAUCACUCCGAAAACAAAAAACUGGAAGAUUAAGAUGAUCGUUGCGGAAAAGUCACCUAAACGAAUAAGCCAACGCACAGCAGUGAAGUACCAAAAUUUGAUAUUAAUUGAUAAAGAGGGAAAUCGAGUGCAGGCGACAAUGUUUGGAACUGAUAUUGACCCCCGGGAGAACACUUUAAAAAUUUUACAGUCCUAUUAUAUCAUCGAUGCAUAUGUCAAACCAGUAGAUCCAAAAUACAAAAUUGGAGAAUAUCAAUAUCAAUGGACCCUUAACUCAAAAACAAUAAUAGAAGAUGUUCCACAGAACGAAGAGCAAAUAGAUGCACCGAAAUAUGAGAUCAUCCCAUUCAAGGACUUGGAGGCUUAUAGAGGGUCGAUUGGAGAAAUAGGUAAUUUAAUUUAAAUUUUAUUAUAAAUUAAUUAUCAAUAAAUUAACAUUUCAUAUUCAAAUAUUUAGAUAUUUUAGCUGUCGCAAUCAAAAUUAAGCCAACUAAAGAGAUAACGACAGCAUCUGGACCAACAA